This is a messenger RNA of Ictidomys tridecemlineatus (thirteen-lined ground squirrel), 2353 nucleotides long. RefSeq names its product glucosamine-6-phosphate deaminase 1 (gene Gnpda1). Gene Ontology annotation, cellular component: cytoplasm. Gene Ontology annotation, molecular function: glucosamine-6-phosphate deaminase activity; identical protein binding. The record is from RefSeq and is a predicted model, not a curated record. Gene Ontology annotation, biological process: N-acetylneuraminate catabolic process; N-acetylglucosamine catabolic process; carbohydrate metabolic process. NCBI's taxonomy places the organism in Eukaryota, Metazoa, Chordata, Mammalia, Rodentia, Sciuridae.
CCAAAGUGGCCCGCUGAGUCAGCCUGCGGGGCGGCGCGCACACCGCGUGACCACGGCCACGUGACCAAAGCGAGGCCCGUCGGCCGGCGCAGUCGCCUCGGCAGCCUCGGGAGGCGUGUGCAACAAGAUGAAGCUCAUCAUCCUGGAGCACUAUUCGCAGGCCAGUGAGUGGGCGGCCAAAUACAUCAGGAACCGCAUCAUCCAGUUUAACCCAGGACCAGACAAGUACUUCACCAUGGGACUCCCCACUGGGAGCACCCCACUUGGCUGCUAUAAGAAACUGAUUGAGUACUACAAGAAUGGAGACCUGUCCUUUAAAUAUGUGAAGACCUUCAACAUGGAUGAGUAUGUGGGCCUUCCUCGGGACCACCCAGAGAGUUACCACUCCUUUAUGUGGAACAACUUCUUCAAGCACAUUGAUAUCCAUCCAGAGAACACCCACAUUCUGGAUGGGAAUGCAGCUGACCUGCAGGCUGAGUGUGAUGCCUUUGAGCAGAAGAUCAAGGCUGCAGGUGGGAUCGAGCUGUUUGUCGGAGGCAUCGGCCCCGAUGGACAUAUUGCCUUCAAUGAGCCAGGUUCCAGCCUGGUGUCUAGGACUCGUGUGAAGACAUUGGCCAUGGACACCAUUCUGGCCAAUGCUAGGUUCUUUGAUGGUGAUCUUGCCAAGGUGCCCACCAUGGCCCUGACAGUGGGUGUAGGCACUGUCAUGGAUGCUAGAGAGGUUAUGAUCCUCAUCACAGGCGCUCACAAGGCUUUUGCUUUGUACAAGGCCAUUGAGGAGGGGGUGAACCAUAUGUGGACCGUGUCUGCCUUCCAGCAGCAUCCCUGCACCGUGUUUGUGUGUGAUGAAGAUGCCACCUUGGAGCUGAAAGUGAAGACUGUCAAGUAUUUCAAAGGUUUAAUGCUUGUUCAUAACAAGUUGGUGGACCCCCUGUACAGUAUCAAAGAGAAAGAAAUUGAGAAAAGCCAGUCUUCUAAGAAACCAUACAGUGAUUAGCCUAUGCUGGGACCUACUAUCAAGUACCUCAUAGGAAAUUUUCUUUAGGAGAACAGAAUUGUUUUUUCUUUAGUCCAGUAUGGUUACUGCAGUAAGUAGGUGAACUUACUCUUCUUGGUUCCGAGGCUAGAAGCCUUGUCAUGGAGUUCAGCUGUGGAAUGACAUGUAACUUAAUCAGAAACGGUCUCUGAACAGUGUUCUCCAUCAUGUUGUCCACCACACCCAUGUUAGGGCUUCUUGGCUUUUUGUUCUGCCUUAGCCACCGUUCAUGUGUACAACACACUCCUGUCAGGAAUUUCUAUCCUUAUGUGCACCUAUUAGAGGGUGGGAAUUAGGGGCUUGUGUAUUUUGGACUCAAUCUCUUUGGAGUCUUGAGACCUCCUCUUGUGCAAGCCUGCCCCUUAUGUGAGAACUGCUGCUUCAGGUUAAGGUAUGCACUUGAUAUCUAAAUGACAUACAAGGUAGCAGCUUCUCUGGUCAGUAACAAGUACCACAGAAAGAAACUGUUCUUACUCUCUUUCUCCUAGUUGUUUUUCUGCUCUCAAGGUGGCUUUUCCAUGAACUGGGAGGACUCCUUGGAGGAGGAUUUGGGUGGCUGGGGCUAUUCCAGAGGUCUAUCCAUGACCCAAAAGGAGAGAGGUAGAAACCUUUUCCCUCUAGAGCCCUGUGUUUUUGUCAGAGGUCUCUUACAUACUCAUCAGUAAGGAGGAGACGCACCAGGGCAACAGACACUUCUACAGCUUCAGUGUUGUGAUCAGACAAGGUGCUGGGGCAGAAAGCAGCUCAGUUCUGAGUUUAGUCACUACACACAAAUGCCACACUCUCCUGCCUCCCUCAGAGUUGAGUGCCAAGGCCACACACCAGAUACUUUUAGUAUUGUUGCCCCAUUUAACAUACCCUGCUCCUCUAACCCUCUCAGGUUUGUGUGGUAGGAUCUGAUGUCAGAACAUCAAGAAUUACAAGCCUGGGCUGUGGAUGUGGCAUUUGCCUAGUGUGCAUGAAGCCCUGGGUUCUGUUUACAGCACCACAAAAAAUUUCAAAAAACAAAAACCCUUUGCCCAUUUGUCCUUCAGCCCUCCCUGCUAAAUAUUUUGUUGCUGUCUUCCUCUUAUGCCCUUAAGCCUUUGUGGAGUGGUUGCUGCCUCAGCCUCCCUGUUCUGGUGCCUGUUUGAAGCUACUGCUGCUUAUUUCUGGGAAAAUUCUGGCUCAGGCCUCUCUUUAAGUGCUGCCUUUGGCAUCAGCAUCUCGUCCUUUAGCUUUUAUACGUGAUUGUGCUGUCAUUCUAUGUUAAGCUAAUCAAUCAGUGGACUUGUUUACAAUGUGAUUUUUUCUAUUAAAUCCAAUAUUUUCAAUAAA